This is a messenger RNA of Cavenderia fasciculata, 2745 nucleotides long. RefSeq lists its product as uncharacterized. The transcript has a single exon. The coding region runs from base 1 to 2745 and encodes 914 amino acids. Lineage: Eukaryota; Evosea; Eumycetozoa; Acytosteliales; Cavenderiaceae. The record is from RefSeq and is a predicted model, not a curated record.
AUGGAAUGCGAAGAGGAAAAGUAUACACAACAACUAAAGGUACAGAAAGAUUACAAUCAAGGAGUGUUGGAGUACUGCUUGCCGUGGUUCAUCAUUGCUAGAAUACUAAAGGAGGCAUUUGACACUUGUGAUAUCUGUACUUGUGUACAUUCACAUGACUAUAGAGAUGCUGUGGAGCAACAACGAUUGGCACCAGCAGCAGCGAUAAAAACUCGUCACUAUUCAUAUCCUGACAAGAAGGAAUGUGAACAAAAUCUGUAUGUGUUUCGGUUUACGCAGGCACAUUUGUUGGUCACGAAACAUGAACUUGAUAGAGAUGACAUGUGUCCUAUUCACAGAUUCUCCGUCGAUAAGGGACACCAACCAAAAUUCAAUUUCGAUAAGGAUGGAAGCACCAGAUGGACCGACUGUAGCAGUCGAUGGAAGAGAUCUUUGGUAGUUGUCUCCAAGAGAGUAUACUCGUACGUGCUAACCAACCUAUUCACCGAUUUAAAGCUGGACGAUGGAGAUCUCCCUAUCAAGCCUUUCAAAUACGGUUAUCACGCCGUCAAGACACUCAGAGUUUAUUAUUGCUCAAGUUUUGACAAAUUCCUAACCAGUGACUCACCGUUCAAAGAGAGGUUAAAGGUGGUCGACAAGAUUCACCUCCAAGGGUUACACUAUAUUAAUCUGGACAUAUUUGUCACUCAUAUGCCCACUAUCAAGAGUAUAAAUCAUUUUGGCCCUGUCCAAGAUUUUUCAAUACCAAUAUUAUUCACCAAAUUCCGCAACCUCACAUCCAUCAACCUUUUCAGUGCUUGCACCCUUGGUUAUAAAGGUCCAGAGUAUUUUCAACCAAUAUCAACAUUGCUCAAACCAGGUACUCGUAUCACCAAGAUCAUUCUUCCAGAACAUUUUGAUUGGGAUUCAUUGGAUGCACAAGUCAAACAAAACCUUCGAGCCAUAUCAUCACCAGACCUCAAUCUAAAUAUCAAACAAGAGGACUUUCCCAAUCUCAACCACAUUGUUUAUGGUGUAUCUAUAAGGGAUUUGGGGUUGUUUGUGCCUGCCACUGUCGUAAAAGUUACCUUCUCUGCACAUAAAAAAGGUUUAUUAGAUUUGUUGGUUGAGCAAGCUCCACAAGUUCAUAUUGUCAGAUUCAAAAAACCGCUACCAUAUCAAACUCCUGAAUUGGUAAUCGGUUUGGAUAAAAUUCAAUCAUCUAUCAACCAAAAGAGUAUCAAAAGAAUCAUCAUUGAUUCACAAACAGCUAUUUUAGAGAGUAAUGUCAUUAGAUUUAAAGAAUUGGGUUAUGAAUAUCUUGGAUCAACUCAUUCAAAUACAUCACAUUACAAAUUACAAUUUAAAUUAAUAGAGAAUAAUAAUAUUGAAAAUAAUAAUAAUAUUGAUAAUAAUAAUAUUAAAAAUGGUAUUGAUAAUGAUAAUACUAGUAAUAAUAAUAAUAAUAAUAAUAAUAAUAAUAAUAAUAAUAAUAAUAAUAAUAAUAAUAAUAAUAAUAAUAAUAGUCAACAAUUACCAAAUAAUAUUAUUCGACAGAUUAUAUCAAUGGUUUGGAAUUUAAGAGAUCGUUGUACUUGUAUUUAUAUAACACGAAUAUUGGAUGUUUGGAAUCGCUGUACCACAAAAAUAUUGGAUAAAGAAGGAUUUUUGGAAUAUUUUGAAUCAAUCAAGAAUCAAUGUUCAGUUCAUUUUUCAACGAAAAUAACCUAUUCGCCACUUGGAUUCAAUGGCAUUGAUGUCAACAGAUCAAGAUUACAACUAUCACUCAUUUCAAAAGAUAUAUUCAAUCUUAUCAAAUUAAAUCAUUUUAAUCAUUUAUUUAUCCCCAUACAUAUAUUAAAUCGUCAUUGCAGUAAAACUAACAAUGAUUAUUGUAUAUUAGAAAACAUCAAUUCGAUACUUGUUCCCAAAGACGAAUACACCUAUAACAACUACGUCGACAUAAACGACAACAUCGGCAACAACAACAACGGCACCGAUGAUAUCCAACAACAAUUAAAUGAAAAAGAAAGAUUGGCAAUCACAAAGAUAGAAUGCUCGAUUAAAAGAUCGAUUGAUUUCAUUCAAAAAUUAUCCAAUAUCAAAUCUCUUGUCCUUUUGGAUGGCGAUAUUGAUGCUGACACAAGACCAAAGUUACUUGGUGCUAUUGAUGGAUUCAAGUUCUUGACAAAAUUGGAUAUACGCCAUCUAACCGACAUUGAUACCCUUCGUAGUCUCGGCAGUACAUUAAAAGGCAAAGCAAUCACCAAACUCUAUUGUUCACAUUAUAUCAAUAUCACAGAUGAUGUCAAACAAUCACUCAUAUCCAUCUCAAUCAAUUCCAAACAAUUGAAAAUUCUAAAUCAAUGUCCAAAUGUCAACAGAUUACAUCUCACUUGUAAAAAGGGAAACCAGAUAAAGUUACCAAAUAGAAUCAAAAAGAUAACAACAUCAACCUAUUAUACAACACAAUCUCUUCAACUCAAUCCAUCAGUUCAAACAUUCAAAUACAUUGAUCUGUGCUCCCACAGCUAUAUUUAUAUUUUAUUGAUGGAACUUUCAGAUGUUGGUCAUAUUCAAAGAUUUAUGUAUCGAUCGGGAACUAUCAACCCACCCAUACUAGACAUGUCAGAUACAUGCUUCGAAAUCGAUUACUCUACAUCUAGAAUAACUGGGGCCACUCCCAGAUACAGCACAACUCAUAUGUACAGUUCAUUUCAAAUGUACAACCAAUUCACCUUGUCAUUCUCAAGAGCUGAAAAAUGA